Blumeria graminis f. sp. triticale is the source of this 978-nucleotide messenger RNA. The record is from the annotation of a GenBank genome assembly. NCBI's taxonomy places the organism in Eukaryota, Fungi, Ascomycota, Leotiomycetes, Helotiales, Erysiphaceae.
AUGAACCCCUACGCUGCCUACGCGACUCCGUUCCCUGGAUAUCCGGGAUACUAUCCUGCGUACCGAAGUGCCACUCCAUCCCCAGCCGCGUCGCCAUCAGGAGGCUAUCACGGGUACUAUCAACAGCCCCCAUUGAGACCCGGCACAGCACGUCCAUCUACAAAGCAACAUCAGCGUCAUGUAUCAUCAGGGGAAUCGUGGGCGACUCCCCAGCGCGGAGCUUUCUCCCCUCGGUACAAUUCCAAUGGACACUACGCCACUACGGCAGCCAAUGCAACAGCAUUUUCAUACGAUAAAGAAGAACUUAAUAACACCCCGCAUCAAACCGAUAACCCUAUCCGAAGGGGUCACAAACAUUCAAAUUCCACCCCUAAACGUUCUCAGACUGCGCGGCCCGCCGCACCGCCCAAGAAACCGAGUCACACUAACAUAGCUACCGAAGCUGAUGCGCGAAAGCAUCGAAUUCCUCAAGGUUAUUCUCUAAAGCAUUGGGAUCCGUCUGAAGAACCUAUUAUGCUUCUUGGAAGUGUAUUCGACGCAAAUAGCUUGGGUAAAUGGAUUUACGAUUGGACUGUAUACCACCAUGGUCCUGCUACACCAAUCACUGACAUGGCCGGAGAACUAUGGCUACUUUUAAUCCAACUCGCAGGUAAGGUAAAGCGUGCAGAAGAAUGCAUGCCUCGUAUACGCACACAGGUAAACAAGGAGAUGAUUGACGAUUUUAUCGAGUCUGGUGACCGCUUAACAGAUAAGCUGAAGCGUCUAUUGAAAGCCUGUGAAACUCCCAUGCUUAAGGUUGGAAAAAGUAAUAAAAACGCAUCCCAAUUGGGAAAGAAUGCUGGGAUAGAAUUUGUCGACUCUAUUUUUGGCCGUGAUCGCCAACUCGACGCCACUGAAAGGUUUAUGUCGUCCAUACGAUUAUGGAACCUUCGCUUUGAUGCGAAUUGUGAAGAAAUACUUCGGCGACCGGAACAAUAA